AUGACGUACAGUCCGUCUAUGCAGCAGAGCACCCCCGUGGUUCGGCCUGUCAAGCCUGUCACUGUCACGCUGGAUAUAUUGAUAAGGAUGAAACUCAAUUUGUGGGCUGAAACACUAAAGAACAAGUAUGAUGAAGUUCCAAGCAAUCAAGCGGGCAAAGAAAUCAACCACCACAUAAUCAGAGAAAAACUUAAAUCCACCCUGAGGAGAAAGUACCAAAACAUUUACGAGGGGAAUGCAGAUGAAAGAGACACCGUCUACUUGAAAAAAAUCUACACAGAGCUGCACGUGAUCGAAGGAGCCCGGGGAGGCUUCAAUGAGGAACAUGAGGUCCGACAGCAGAGGUCCAACCAUGUGAUGACAGAGGAAACUUCCAUUGAAGUGAGGGACAUCAAACCCAAGCCCAACCAAGAGAAGCGAAUCAGAACUGUGCUUACCCAGGGUAUACCUGGAUCGGGUAAAACUGUCUGUGCACAGAAGUUCACACUGAGCUGGGCAGAAGGAGAGGAAAAUCAGGACAUCGCCUUCCUCUUCCCGCUUUCUUUCCGUGAAAUGAAUCCCAACAUUGGUGAGAAGGACUACAGUCUGAUGCAGCUGCUCCAUCAGUUCUUCCCAGAGAUGAAGCCCCUUGAGACUUUGGGGACAGAAUGCAAAGUCCUCUUCAUCUUUGACGGCCUGGAUGAGACUCUCCUCCCCCUGAACUUCAAGCACAACAAGGUCUUAAGAGAUGAGACGGAGCCGGCCUCGCUAGAUGUGCUGAUCACCAACCUCAUCACGGGCGAUAUGCUCGGCAAUGCUCUCAUCUGGAUCACGUCCAGACCUGCGGCAGGUAGCCGGAUCCCUCGAAAGCACAUCCACCAGUGGACAGAGGUGAAGGGCUUUGCUACUGAACAGAGGGAGGAAUACUUUAAAAAGCGUUUGCAUGAUGAUAACCUUGCAGUCAGGAUCAUCAACCACGUGAAGUCGUCAAGAAGCCUCAACAUCAUGUGUCAGAUACCAGUUUUCUGCUGGAUCACAGUCACUGUAAUGAAGAAAAUGUUGCACAACAACGUAUCAGGAAGCAUGCCCAACACCCUGACCGAGUUGUACGCAUAUCUCCUUCUCUGCCAGACAGACCUGAUGGUUGAAGGACACUACCCAAUGGGAAGCGACAAUGUCGUCUUGAAGCUGGCAGAGCUUGCGUUCCGUCAACUGGAGAAAGGCAAACUGAUCUUCUAUGAGGCUGACUUGAAAGAAUGUGGCAUUGAUGUCAAAGAGGCUACUAUCUACUCAGGAGUUUGCACAGAGAUCUUUGUAAUGGAGGGCAGAAGGAGGAGAGAAGUUUUCAGCUUUGUACAUUUAACCAUCCAGGAGUUUCUGGCAGCUGUAUAUGUCCAUCACUCCUACAUGCAAAGAAAAGAAAAUGUUCUCCUUGGAUAUCUGAAAAGGAUCUCUACAAGAUGGCUCCCCAAGUCUGUGUUCAGGUUUCACAAGAUUGCCAUUGAAAAAGCCUUGGAGAGUCCAGAAGGCCGAUGGGACCUCUUCCUUCGCUUUCUCCUAGGACUGUCGCUCAAGUCGAACCAAGAGCUCCUGGGUAGAAUAUUGUCUUUGGAAGCCGAAGGCGAGGAAGCCGAAAGCGAGGAAGACUUGGCGAAAACCAUCCAGUUUAUCAAGGAAAAGAUCAAGGAGGAACCAGAGUCCAAGCUCAACCUCUUCCACUGCCUGAGUGAGCUGAAAGAGUUGUCCUUGGUGCAGGAGAUCCAGAGCUUUAUGAGUUCUGGGAGGCUUGAAGCCAAAAAGAUGGAUCCGGUCCAGUGGUCUGCUCUUACUUUUGAACUGAUGACAUCGGAGGCAACAGGGGAAGAGUUUGACUUGAAGAAGUACAUUAGAUCAGAAGAAGGGGUAGUGAAGCUGCUGAGCGUUAUUACUUCCUCCACACGUGCUCUGCUAAAUCGCUGCAACAUAACUGAAAAUUGCUGUGAAGUUUUGGCCUCUGCACUGAGCUUGACCUCGUCUCACCUGACAGAACUGGACCUGAGUGACAAUAAGCUGAAGAAUUCAGGGGUGAAGCUGCUUUCUGUUGGAUUAGGGAGUCCACAUUGUAAACUGAGAAGUUUAAGAUUACAUAAGUGUAAACUGGAAGGAGACUGCUGUAAGGCACUGGCUGUUGCUGUCAGCACAGAGUCUAACAGACUCAGAGACCUGGACCUGAGUGCUAAUGACUUCCAGGAAGCAGGAGUGAAGGCUCUGUGUGUGGGACUGAGAAGCCCCCACUGCAAACUAGAAACAAUGAGGUUAAAUGAGUGCAAGCUGAAAGAGAACUGCUGUGCUGAUUUGGCUUCAGUCUUGAGUGCAAGCACAUCACAAAUGAAAACUCUUGACUUGAGCAACAACAGCCUGAAGGAUUCUGGUGCAUCUCUCCUCAAUGCUGGACUAAAGAGUCCACACUGUAGACUGGAAACACUGAGUGUGGAACACAAUGCAGAGUGCUACCUGAAAUCAACACUGAAAAACUAUGCAUGCACGCUGGCGUUGGACACAAACACAGCUGCCAAGUCUCUCUAUCUGUACGACGAUGGAAAGCGGGUGACGUGGGUCAGGGAUAGCCAGCAGUACCCAGAUCACCCCGAGAGGUUCGAGAGUGUCUCCCAGGUGCUGUGUCACCAAAGCCUCACCCAGCGCCACUACUGGGAGGUGGAGUGGCGGGGACGCUGGGUGGAUGUGGCCGUGGCGAUGAGGGGGAUCCGUCGGAGGGCGAGCUCUCACCUCUGUGGGUUUGGCUCCACUCACCAGUCCUGGAGUCUGUACUGCUCUGAGGAUCACUACAGCGCUCAACACGACCACCAGCCUGUGGAAAUACCAGCACCUCCGUCUCGCUCUCACAGGGUUGGGGUGUACCUGGACUGGCCGGGUGGCACCCUGUCCUUCUACAGCGUCUCUUCUGGGACCCUCAGCCACCUUCACACGUUCUACAGCACCUUCACUGAGCCCCUCUACCCCGGGUUUGGGAUGGAGGAAGAUGACCGCUCGGUAACUAUUUGUACAGUGGAGAGUUUGUAAGAACUCAUUCAUGGAUCAGCUUGUGCAGAAAGAACUCACAAACUUUGAGUGUUGUUUGAUUUUCUGCUCACAGAGUGUGGUAGCAGUGCUGGGGAAUGACGUGAUGAAAAGAGUGAUAAAAGAGAAUUUUGAAUGGUCUCUUAGGCUGCUGUUAGGACAGCAUAUGCCAAAAAUGAACUUAGUUAAUUUAUUUAUAUUGGACAGGUUUUUAAUGUAAAAACAACAGCAUUCUGGACACUUUUGAUCUGUGAAAUAGGGCUGGGCGAUUUGGACCAAAAGUCAUAUGCCGAUAUAUUUAGGCUGAAUAUCGAUAUAUAUCCUGAUAUUUUUAGUGCAAAGUGAGAGCAAAUGUUCAGUCAAAGU
This is a messenger RNA of Centropristis striata (black sea bass), 3402 nucleotides long. Its product is annotated as NACHT, LRR and PYD domains-containing protein 3-like. Gene Ontology annotation, molecular function: protein binding. The transcript has 9 exons. Bases 1 to 3039 code for a protein of 1012 amino acids. NCBI's taxonomy places the organism in Eukaryota, Metazoa, Chordata, Actinopteri, Perciformes, Serranidae. The record is from RefSeq and is a predicted model, not a curated record.